AUGAUGGCCGUGGCGCUGCGUGCUGGGGAGGCCCGUCUAUUCCCGUUAAGACUGUUGUUGCUGUCCACGGUAGCGAUACCCUGGAUCCAGGCUAGACUGCCCUGGGCCGCGUCGUCCUGCCCAUCAACCUGCAACCCGACCCGCUGUCCCCCAUUGCCAGUCUGCCCUAUGGGGGCGUCUCCACAGCCUGACCGUUGUAAGUGCUGCCUGGUGUGCGCCGCUGGGGAAGGAGAAAAGUGCGGGGGCCCUUGGAGUCGGCCCUGUGCCCCUGGGCUGCAGUGCCUCGUGACUCGGACCGCCAAGAGCCAGGGCCAGCUGGGUACCUGUGUCUGCCAGGCUUCGGAGGACCCAGUGUGUGGCAAUGACGGCCGUUCCUACCGGAGUCUGUGCGCACUCCGAGCAGAGAACCGAGCAGCCCGCCUCCGAGGAGGUCUUCCAGCCGUGCCAGUGGAGAAGGGAAACUGUGGCAACUCAGGAACCAGAAGCGCAGGCAGUCUCAGAGACAAAUAUAACUUCAUCGCUGAGAUGGUGGAAAAGGUCGCACCAUCUGUGGUACACUUGGAGCUAUUCCGAAGGUCACCUUUAAGCAGUGAGUAUACUCAUGCAUCCAGUGGCUCAGGCUUCAUAGUGUCUGAAGAUGGGCUCAUUGUUACCAGCGCUCAUGUCCUUACUAACCGGCAGCGGAUCAAUGUAGAACUCCAGAGUGGGGCCAAGUAUGAAGCGAUGGUGAAAGAUGUUGACCAAAAAACUGACCUUGCUCUCAUCAAGAUUGAGCCAGAGACUGAUCUUCCCGUUUUGUUCCUGGGACGAUCAUCCAGCCUGCAUGCGGGGGAAUUUGUGGUAGCUCUAGGUAGCCCAUUCUCCCUUCAGAAUACAGUGACUGCAGGAAUUGUCAGCACCACUCAACGAGGAGGCAGGGAGCUGGGUCUAAAGGACUCUGACAUGGACUACAUCCAGACUGAUGCCAUCAUUAAUAAUGGGAAUUCUGGGGGGCCUCUGCUGAACUUGGAUGGUGAAGUCAUUGGCAUAAACACCCUGAAGGUGACAGCAGGCAUUUCCUUUGCUAUUCCCUCAGAUCGAAUUCGACAAUUCUUGACAGAAUUUCAUCAGCGCCAGUUAAAAGGAAAAGUUCUUUCCCAGAAGAAAUAUUUAGGCCUCCGGAUGUUGCCUCUUUCGAUGAGGCUUCUCCAAGAAAUGAAGAAUCAGGAUCCAGAUUUCCCUAAUGUGAGUUCUGGGGUCUUUGUAUAUGAAGUGAUUCGAGGAACUCCUGCUGCAAGCUCUGGGAUGCGAAACCAUGAUGUGAUUACCAGCAUAAACGGACAACCUGUCACUUCCAUCACAGAUGUCAUUGAAGCUGUGAAAGAGAGUGACUCCAUUUCCUUAGUGGUUCGUCGGAGAAAUGAGGAUGUGGUCCUGACAAUCAUCCCUGAAAUAAUUAAUUAACCAGAGCUCCCAUUUAGAGACAAAUUUAUCUAGCAAAACUGAAUUUAUA
Dromiciops gliroides (monito del monte) is the source of this 1492-nucleotide messenger RNA. It is a transcript of the gene HTRA4, whose product is annotated as HtrA serine peptidase 4. NCBI's taxonomy places the organism in Eukaryota, Metazoa, Chordata, Mammalia, Microbiotheria, Microbiotheriidae. The transcript has 9 exons. The record is from RefSeq and is a predicted model, not a curated record. The coding region runs from base 1 to 1443 and encodes 480 amino acids. Gene Ontology annotation, molecular function: serine-type endopeptidase activity; protein binding. Gene Ontology annotation, cellular component: extracellular region. Gene Ontology annotation, biological process: programmed cell death; proteolysis; positive regulation of apoptotic process.